GGGCACACUUGUCGUUGUGUCUAUAUGGAAUGCAUAUACGUUAGCUUCCUCGAGCGCAAUCCACCAGGAGUCGGGGAUUUGUAUCAAGUGUGCGAGUGACACGCUCAGUUCGCACCCCCGCGAUGUCCUACUCACCUCCGCCUCUUCAACACCCGGUUCCGACUCACCCAACCUUUAUACCAGAACCACCUUCAACGCCAGCCUCACCUCAAGGUUACCAACGUUUUAUUAGUUCACCACCACCAGACCAACAAUAUGCCGCACGCACUCAGUACCAUUCUCCGUUUCCACCAAUCCCGAAUCCUCAACUCCAACACAUUCCCGACUUUUGGGACAUGAAUGACACUACUGCUCAAUUCUCGAUGCAUUUAGGUCAAACAGCUGUUGCUGUGGGGCAAGACUAUGUCCACAAAAAUUUUGCCGGUAUGGUAUCAGUCAAUGUCCUAAAACACCACUUCAAUGUCUCCAACUCGUAUGUAAUAUACAAACUCCGGCUCAUCAUAUUCCCUUGGCGCCACAAACCUUGGACACGAAAAAUCCGUCGUACAGAUGCUGGUCACACAGAAUGGCAGCCUCCUCGUGAUGAUAUCAAUAGUACAGACCUCUACAUACCUCUCAUGGCACUCGUCACCUACAUCCUCGUAGCAGCGUUGCAAACAGGUCUUCAAGAACGAUUCCACCCCGAAAUCCUCGGCGCAAGCGCAACACGCGCUCUCCUCGUCGUCCUACUCGACUUUCUAUUUGUCCAAUGUGGCUGCUACCUUCUCAAUGUCCAAGGCACGGGUCACGCAGUAGAUUUGAUUGCUUAUGGUGGGUACAAGUUUAUCGGCGUCAUCGUCACACUCUUCGCAGGUCUCCUUAAUCUAGGCCAAACUAUACACGCCCUUGUAUUUGUCUAUGCAUUUGCCGCAAAUGCCUUAUUCAUAGUAUGUCUCGUCCCUGUAAUAUACAUGUUGGUCACUACUUACACUGUGUAGCUUCGUUCCCUUCGCUUAGUGGUCCUUCCGGACUCGCCCGCCAACGUAGGCACUGUCAACCCCGCAUCUAGAAAACGCCGCAUCACGUUCUUAUUCCUGGAGGCUGUUUUGCAGGUGAUCUAUAUGGGUAUUUUGGUAAGGGUUUGAGUACUUUCUGGGAGGAUCCUCCGUUUGUAA
Messenger RNA from Suillus subaureus, 1154 nucleotides. Its product is annotated as YIF1-domain-containing protein. The coding region runs from base 123 to 977 and encodes 284 amino acids. Lineage: Eukaryota; Fungi; Basidiomycota; Agaricomycetes; Boletales; Suillaceae. The transcript has 4 exons. The record is from RefSeq and is a predicted model, not a curated record. Gene Ontology annotation, cellular component: endoplasmic reticulum membrane; endoplasmic reticulum-Golgi intermediate compartment; COPII-coated ER to Golgi transport vesicle. Gene Ontology annotation, biological process: endoplasmic reticulum to Golgi vesicle-mediated transport.